CAACGAUACGAGCGGUUCCUAGCCCUACAGAGAACGUGUGACCGGCCACUAGCAGUUAUCCGAGAUGUACGAACACGAUGGAACUCCACAUUUGAUAUGUGUGAGCGUGCAGUUAAGUUGCAGGUUUAUAUUGAUGCCUGGCUACAGCAAGAGAUUGCUAUAAGAGCACCAAUCCGGCCAGAAACUGAGAGGAGUGAGCUAGAUUCACGGGAUCUACGGAAGCUCCAACUAGGCCCAAGUGAGUGGCAUCAUAUUAGAGCUAUCACGCGUAUGCUCAAGAACUUCAAAGAUGCCACCCUUGACCUAAGUAGUAGUACUAGCCCCCAGAUCCAGGCUAUCUGGUCUAUGUACACUACCCUCUUUGAUUUCUUAGAUGCAAUGACAAUAGAGAUUGGUGAGGAGUCAGAUCACAGGAAUCCGGAAUGGCCAAGUAUUGUUAGAGCUGCUGCUGCAAAGGGUAGAGAGAAGCUCUCUAAGUACUACGCUAUGACUGCAGAUGAGAAAGGCUACCUUUUCAACAUGGCCACUGUGCUAGAUCCAACCCAGAAGCUUACUGUGUACGUGGGUGACGAGUGGGAGCGUGAGUGGAAGCAUACCUAUAGGAACCAGUUUGUUGACUAUACUAUGCGGUAUAGAGGAGGGACCUUCCAAAGGCAAACACUAACUAGUCCUCCACCUUCAGCUCAACGAAGUCCUUGGUACCAACGGCCCUCUAGUACUGCAAGCAGUCUUCUAAGCAGCUUUGGAAGUCAGGGACAUCAGCAUAAGGAAAUAAUAACACUGGACGAGGCCAACGACUACCUAGAGAUCCCCUGUGUAAGAGAUUCACAAGGCUCCUUUGACUUACUUAAUUGGUGGAGAAGCAACGCUAGUAACUGGCCUUAUCUACAUCAGGUUGCUAAGGAUGUGCUAGCAAUUCCAAUUGCCCAGGUUGGUGUAGAGCGGACUUUUAAUAUUGCUAGGGAGGUUAUUGGAGUUUAA
Messenger RNA from Didymella exigua CBS 183.55, 981 nucleotides. RefSeq lists its product as uncharacterized. The annotation marks the transcript as partial. Gene Ontology annotation, molecular function: protein dimerization activity. The record is from RefSeq and is a predicted model, not a curated record. NCBI's taxonomy places the organism in Eukaryota, Fungi, Ascomycota, Dothideomycetes, Pleosporales, Didymellaceae. The transcript is spliced from 2 exons.